This is a messenger RNA of Drosophila navojoa, 5614 nucleotides long. RefSeq names its product Cytoplasmic linker protein 190 (gene CLIP-190). The record is from RefSeq and is a predicted model, not a curated record. NCBI's taxonomy places the organism in Eukaryota, Metazoa, Arthropoda, Insecta, Diptera, Drosophilidae.
GCUGCAGCAGCAGAAGCAGCUGCUGCUUCUAUAUCAAAUGAAACGGAAUCGACUAAAGGAACGGAAACGGAGAUGAGAUCGGGUACGGUAUCACCGGCCGCAGUGUCGAAGAUCAAGCCACCCAGUCGAUCCAAUAUACCCACACCCGCCUCUUCCGUCACCGGCAUACCCACAAAAAUUAGGCCGCCCGCCCACUACGGCUCAACUAAUUCCGUAUCGAAAAUCGGUAGACUCUGUUGCACACACACCACACCAAAGGCCGGACCUCCACCUAGAGACACAUACAGCAUGAGUCGUGAAAGCGAUGACAAUUUGAGUUCGAUCAAUUCAGCGUACACAGAUCACAACAGCACCGUGCUGACAGCCAACACAGAGCAGUUCAUAAUUGGCCAACGUGUGUGGGUGGGCGGAUUGCGGCCCGGCCAGAUAGCCUACAUAGGCGAGACACACUUUGCGCCCGGCGACUGGGCAGGCAUUGUGCUCGAUGAACCGAACGGCAAAAAUGAUGGCUGUGUCUCGGGCAAGCGUUACUUCCAGUGCGAGCCGAAGCGCGGCAUCUUCUCGCGCCUCACACGUCUCACCACAUAUCCGCUGUCGGGCGCAGUGACGCCCACCUCGCCGCUGUCGAAGCAAUCGCCGGACCGCUCGCGCACAGUUUCGCCAACCGCCAGUCUGCGUAGCUCCAUGCUGCGCAGUCCGGGCACGGGCAAGAAUGGUCUGACAGUGGGCGACCGUGUGAUUGUCUCAUCGGGCUUCGGCAGUCGUCCGGGCAUCUUGCGCUACCUGGGCGAGACACAGUUUGCUCCUGGCAACUGGUGUGGCGUCGAGCUGGACGAAGGCAGCGGCAAAAACGACGGCGCUGUCGACGGCAUAAGAUAUUUUGAGUGCAAACCGAAGUUUGGAAUCUUUGUGCCGAUUGCCAAGGUUUCGCUAUCGCCAUCGUCGAAGAAGUCGCGUCUCUCGCGCGCCGGCUCGCGCGAAUCUCUCACCUCGAUUGGCACCAUGAACAGCAUAGCCACGACGAACACGUCGCGCAUACGCAUGAAUGCACAGCGCAAGUCGAGCACGCCCAUUCGGUCUAAUGUAACGCCGCCGAAAAAUCAGUUUUCCAUGCAGGAUCUGCUGCGCGAGAAGCAACACCAUGUGGAGCAGCUGAUGGUGGAGCGUGAUCUGGACCGGGAGGAUGCACAGAAUCAGGCGCUGCAAAUGCAAAAGAACAUCAAUGAGCUCAAGUUACGGAUUUCACAAUUGGAGUCGCAAUUGAGCGACGAACGUAAGAAAUCGGAGGAAUUGCAAUUCACCAUAGAUGAGGCACAAUUCUGUGGCGAUGAAAUGAAUGCUCAAUCUCAGGUGUAUAAGGAAAAGAUACAGGAUUUGGAGAAGAAAAUCACAAAACUAGUUUCAGCCACGCCCAGUUUACAGAGCACACCUCCCGUGGAGGAGAGCGCUGCCUUGGCCAAUGCCCAGUCGCUGAUUGCAGAGCUGCAGGAGAAGCUAAGCCAACAGGAGAAGCUGAACGAGGCUCGGCACAGCGAAUCCCUGGAGGAGCAGCAACGUUUGCUCGAGAAUAUCAACUAUCUGCAGAGGCAGAACGAGACCCUGCAGACAGAGCUGAUGGCCAAGGAUGAGAGUCUGGAGAAGUUCUCACUGUCUGAGUGCGGCAUCGAGAAUCUGCGCCGCGAACUGGCGCUGCUCAAGGAAGAGAACGAAAAGCAGGCGCAACAGGCCAAAGAGAUCUUCGAGCAGAGGCUAGCCGAGAAGGCGGAGCAAGUGAGGCAGCUCACCAAGGAGCUGCACGAAAUCAAAAGCUCCUCCGACACGCUGGAGAGCGAGCGAGCGCACGUUACCGAUGAGCUCGAGAUUCUGCAAACGGAGAUUCGCAUGAGAGACGAGCAGAUCAAGGAGCUAAACCAGCAGCUAGACGAAAUCAGUACACAACUGAACGUGCAGAAGGCAGACAGCAGUGCGCUGGAUGAGAUGCUGACGGAGCAGCAGACGCAAAACGUGGACAGCAAAACGCUGCUGGAAGAGCUGCAGGCGGCGAAUGCAGCCCUGGCCAAAGAGAAGCUGGAACUGCAGCAGCAGCUGAACGGCUUGCAGGAGCAACUGCGAGCGAGUGGCGACAGCAACGCUGUGCUACAGAAGCAGCAGAAGGAGAAUGCGCAGCUAAAGGAGGCGAAGGCAGCGCUAGAACAGCAGCUGCAACAGGAAUCGGAGCUAGCGAAGGCGAGCAGAGCAGAGGCCGCUGCGAAGGACUUGCAGCUGAAACAACUGCAACAGCAGCUGGAGGAGCAAACCAAGAUACAUGCGCAGCUGGUGGAGAGCCAGGAGCAGCUCAAGCGGGAAAGAGCUGCAGAGCAGAGUCAAGCGAGUGAGAGAGCAGCAGACUUGGAAGCCGCACUGAAUGCCAAGCAAAGCCAACUGGAGCAGCUGCAGCAGCAGCUGAUGGAGCAAACCCAGCUGUAUGCACAGCUAGUCAAGAGCCAAGAGGAGCUGCAGCAGAAGCACGCUGCAGAGUUGGGUCAGGCUAGUGGCAGGGCAGCCGACUUGGAAGCCACUCUGAAAGCAACGCAAACCCAAUUGGAGCAACUGCAGCUGGAGGCCACAAAGAGCGGAGAGCAGGGUGCUCAACAACUGGUCAAGCUUCAGGCAGAGCUCGCUCAGCUGCACGCCAAAGAGAGUGAAGCUCAGGCCGCCUUAAGUGCUCGUCUUGCGGAGCUGGAGACGGCGAAGCAGCAAGAGCAGACGCUGCAGGCAGCACUGGCAAAGACGAAGGAAGAACUUGCAACAGCCCAAAUGCAGAGCAUCCAAACUGAGACGCAGCUGAGAGCCAGCGCUGAGCUGGAAAUAAGCGACUUUAAGCGCCAAAAUGCAGCUCUGCUAGCCAAAUGUGAGAGCCAGCAGCAGCAGCAGGAGAAGGUGCAGUCGGAGCUAAUGGAUGCACGCACGAGCACCACGCAGCUGCAAGAGACCCUGAAGCAGCUCCAUGGAGAGCUACAAGGCAAGCAGCAGAGCUAUGCAGCGCUGGAGAGCGUCAGCAGCACUCAGCGCUUGGAGCUGGCGAGCGACAACGAGCUGCUGCAGCAAACGAACGCGAGGCUGGAACGGGAGCUCAAAGAGCUGCAUCAGAGUCUAGAGAAGAGCAAGUCCGAGUCGGAGCAGCGGCAGGCGCAACUGGUGGAGCACGCGCAGCUAGUCAUACAAAAGGAUCUCGCUCUGGGCGAUGCCGGCAGGCAGCGAGAGCAGCUUGAGGCGCGCUGCCAGUCGCUGCAGCAGCAGCAAGAAACGUUGCAGCAGCAGCUCAACAGUCUGCGCAGCAGCUCGACGGACUCAAACGCGGAGUUGUUGAAGCUCUCGCAACAGCUGCUGGAGCAACAGCAAACCAACGAGCAGCUCAGCACAAAGAGCAGCGAGGAGCGUGGCGCACUCGAGCGCCAAUUGCAAGCGAGUCAGCAGCGCCUCGAUGCGCUCUGUGGACAGGUAGAGCUGCUCACCAAGGAGCUCGCCAGCAGCACGGAGCAGACAGCCCAGCUGCAGGGCAAGCUCAAGACCGAGGCGGAGCUGGGUGCCAAGCUGGCGUUGGAGCUAAGCGACGGCCAGCGCAAGCUGGAAGCGGCAACAGGCAAGUGCGAGCAGCUGGAGCAGCAGCAGGAGAAGCUGCAGCAGGAAUUGAACAACGAGCGGGCUGAGAGUAGUGAACUGAACUCCAAGUUAAAGCAGCUUGCGGAGCAGCUGAACGAGGCACAUAAGAAACUAAGCUUGCAGAAGGAUGAAAGCAGUGAGAAGUGCCUACAACUGGAGCGGGAGCUCCAACUGAGCCGGGCGACCAUGAGCGAGUCCCAGACCAACGAAGCAGCAGUCAGACAGCAACUCAGAGCUGAGCUUGAGCAACGAGACCAGCAAUUGAAGCAGCUGCAGGAGCAGCUAAGCGGAACCCAGGCAGCCAACGAAGUGGCUCUCAAGGAGCUGCAAGAGAGGUUGGAGAUAACCAACACUGAGCUCAGACACAAAGAGCAGCUGGCCAGCGAAGACGCCCAGAAGAUAGCGGAUCUGAAGACCCUGGUGGAGGCCAUACAGGUGGCCAAUGCCAAUAUAUCGGCGACCAAUGCAGAGCUCUCCACUGUGCUGGAGGUGCUCCAAGCGGAGAAGAGCGAGACGGCGCACAUCUUCGAGCUCUUCGAGAUGGAGUCGGACAUGAAUGCAGAGCGGCUGAUCGAGAAGCUGCAGGGCAUGAAGCAGGAGCUACAGGACACGCACAGCCAGCUGGAAGCCCAACAGAGCAACAACAAGGAACUGGAAACCAAGCUGAUCGAGCUGCAAAAGAGCGAGCAGAGCUUACAGGGCACAGCCAUUGAAGCCGCUGAAGAACUGCGUCAGCGGCAACAGGCCAACGGGGAACUAGAGGAGGCACUGAAGCAGAGUCAGGCCCAGCUUGCCGAGACGCAACAGCAGCUAGAGAGCAGCCAAAGCCAAUUUAAGGCACUUCAAGAGCAACUGCAGCAACUCCAGCAGAGCGAGAAGCAGCUCCAGGCGAAAGAGUCGAAAUUGAACGAGCAACUGCAGCAAAUGCAGGAGAUCAGCGCAGAGCAGCAGCAGGUGCUGCUGCAGAAGGAACAGCUGCUGCAGAAAGGCAACGAAUUGGACGCCCAACUCUUGGAAUACCAGAAGGUAAUUGAUGAAAUGGAUGAGGCCUCGAAGGAAAAGUCUGCAAAGCUGCAGCACCUGGAGAAGCGCAUCAAGGAGCUGGAACUGGCCCUGCACCAAGCUAAGGAAUCAGAGCAGCAGACGCACCUGGAGUGCCAACAGCUGACGCGGAAAUUGCACUCUCUGGAGCUUGAGGAGGCACGCGAAAUCAUGGCAAUGCGUGCUCAAGCCAAUGGAUCCACCACCAGCUCCAGCAACCCAGGUGCUGAGGUAAGUCUUUGGCUGGAUACAGAAACCAGCCUGGCCAAAAUCAACUUCCUGAACUCAAUCAUAGCUGAUAUGCAGCAGAAGAACGAUGCGUUGAAGGCCAAGGUGCAGACGCUGGAGACUCUGCCCAUAGACUUUACCAAACCCCACGCCUUCGAGAUGUUGAGCAAACGAAAGCCCGCUCCGCGUUUGUUCUGUGAUAUCUGUGAUGAGUUUGAUAAGCACGAAACGGAGGACUGUCCGCUCCAAGCUGGCGAUGAGCGCGACUACUCGCCGCCUCCUGCCGAGGCCAACAACAACGAGAAGAAGGAGCGAAAGCUGCCAGCUCCACGCAAAUACUGCGACUCCUGUGAAGUUUUUGGACAUGAUACGAGCGAGUGCGCCGACGAUGAGACCUAUUAGAACACUAAGCUAAACUAAGUUAAUUUUGUUGGUUGUUGAAACACACGCAAACGUAUUUUUAUAAUCUUAUAAUCCGCGAACCUUAAAGCCUAUUUACAACAUUUUAUACCUCUUCGGAUGCUGUUUUCAUGUUUUGCACGAAAAAUUCUAAUUAAAAUUUGAUUGUGUUUACUUGUUUUGUGUAUAGGAAAUUUAAUAUUUUGAAUCUGUUUUUAAUGCUUAUUUAUUUAUACAAAUAGUGAAAAUUUACUUCUAUUGUAUCGCAAGUGUUUUGUAAUAAUAAAUGAGUAAACUAAAACUA